Molecule: messenger RNA, 3037 nt
Organism: Myodes glareolus (Bank vole)
Lineage: Eukaryota; Metazoa; Chordata; Mammalia; Rodentia; Cricetidae
Gene: Vrk1
Product: VRK serine/threonine kinase 1
Biological process (GO): protein phosphorylation
Molecular function (GO): protein kinase activity; ATP binding
Source: RefSeq, a predicted model, not a curated record
CAGCCAAUGGGAAGGCUCAGUACUGCACGGUGUGGCGGGGACAGCGCCGUAGACAGGUUGCGAGUCGAGGGAAGCGGCGGGAAGUUCGUACUACUCUGUGGACGACUGAUUGGCAACUCUGGAGAAAAUGCCACGUGCAAAAGCAGCUCAGGCUGGAAGACAGGGUCCUGCAAAGAGGCGCCUUGCAGAGCAGUUUGCUGCUGGGGAGAUCAUAACCGACAUGUCUAAAAAAGAAUGGAAACUAGGACUGCCUAUUGGCCAGGGUGGCUUUGGCUGCAUAUAUCUUGCGGACACAAAUUCUUCCAAACCGGUUGGCAGUGAUGCACCCUGUGUUGUGAAAGUGGAACCCAGUGACAAUGGACCUCUUUUCACUGAAUUGAAGUUUUACCAGCGGGCUGCUAAACCAGAGCAAAUUCAGAAAUGGAUUCGUACACAUAAAUUGAAGUACCUUGGUGUUCCUAAGUAUUGGGGAUCUGGUCUACAUGAUAAAAAUGGAAAAAGUUACAGGUUUAUGAUAAUGGACCGCUUUGGGAGUGACCUUCAGAAAAUAUAUGAAGCAAAUGCCAAAAGGUUUUCUCGGAAAACUGUUUUGCAGCUAAGCUUGAGAAUUCUGGAUAUCCUGGAAUACAUCCACGAGCAUGAGUAUGUGCAUGGGGACAUCAAAGCCUCCAACCUUCUUCUGAGCUACAAGAACCCUGACCAGGUGUACUUGGUAGACUAUGGACUUGCUUAUCGGUACUGCCCAGAUGGAGUUCAUAAAGCGUACAAAGAAGAUCCCAAAAGAUGCCAUGAUGGCACACUGGAGUUCACCAGCAUCGAUGCGCACAAUGGCGUGGCCCCAUCACGACGUGGCGAUUUGGAAAUACUUGGUUAUUGCAUGAUCCAGUGGCUUAGUGGCUGUCUUCCUUGGGAGGAUAACUUGAAAGAUCCCAACUACGUUAGAGAUUCUAAAAUUAGAUACAGGGAUAAUGUCGGAGCUUUGAUGGAGAAAUGCUUUCCUGAGAAGAACAAGCCAGGUGAAAUUGCUAAGUACAUGGAAACUGUGAAAUUACUGGACUACACUGAAAAACCUCUUUAUCAAAAUUUACGUGACAUUCUUUCACAAGGACUAAAAGCUAUAGGAAGUAAAGAUGAUGGCAAACUGGAUUUUAGUGCUGUGGAGAAUGGAAGUAUGAAGACAAAGCCAGCUUCAAAGAUGGAACCCACACGCGCACACCCAAAGCAUAAGGAUGCUGCAGAAAUGCUCAGAAGAGAGCCCAGCAGCUUGUUGUUUGGGAUUUUGUGUGUUGCCCUAUGAACCAUGUGCCAUCCUUAUGGGCCUUUUCUCCCCAGACAUCAUAUGCUGUCAGAAAAGUUGGGUAAGAGCUUCCUGACUGGUGUGUGGGUGAAUGUGACCACCACCUUCCUUGAUGCACAGGUGUUCCUUUCCUCAGCUGAAUGCUGUCUGAUUUUCAUUCCUUGUAAUUCACCUGUAUGGAGAUUAAGAAAGCUCAUUUUUAUUAAAUAAGCUUCACAACAGAUUGAAUGUGCUAGGCUCUGCAGUCAGAAAUACUGGCUAGCUCCCUUUAUAAUGAGCACUUCAAAACUACCCUCUAAAAUCUGGAAACUGCUUUCUAGCCUAUAUGGAGCACAGAACAGUGCUGAAAUAUUCCUUCUUAAUUUGGAUUUGAACGAACAAAAGUGUCUGUGUUUAUCCCUGCCUAAUGCAUCACAAGUCUGCUGACACACUAACCUUGGAGUCUUGGCUGCCGUUAAUCAGGCCUGUGAACCGGCAGGAAAGACGUACCUAACGCACUCCAUCAGUGCACUUGCAUAUGGAGGCUCUCACAGGGGAGCUGCCCGUGCCAGCUGAGGGUUACCUGCCCACUGCAGUUAUUGUAUGUAAUUAUCGAGCCAAUCUGUUCAGCCCAGCAGGGUUUAGAUGGUAAUCAUGAAGCAACACUUUGGAAAAGAAAGAUGUAAGGCAUUCUCCCCUUCCCUCAUCAGCUGUGUGAAGUUAGAACUGUUCUCAUGGCUAUGUUUAAGAGGCAGUACCUUCUUAUACAAAUCUUCUAAGUGAAUGCCAUUGAAAGUUCCUUAAGGUUUAAUUGGGUUAUUCAUCAGGUACAGUCUAGGUUCCUCCGCGUUCCUCUACAGAAACCUUAUACAUGCCUUAAAACAGUGGGAUUGGUAGUGAUGCACCUACAGCGGCUCUAAGCACUGAAUAUGAAUCAUGGUAGCUUGCACACGUUGGCUUUGUUAUCUGGGGCAGAACCUGUGGUUACCAUUAGGGAGAGAACGCUGUGCUGUCAGUGAAUAUUAUCUUCUGCAGUGUACACAAAAUGGCCUGCAGCAAGGAGCACUCUGAGAUGAAGUUGAACUCAAUUGCUAGACAGUGUAAGUGAGGGCGUCCUGUUGCAUUGUGCUGUGGAGUCUGGGAUGUGUCAGAUGCAUAUCUAAAUGAUCCAGAAUUACUUUAAGGAACUUGGAGAAUCUUUGAAUUCGGACUGCUACACGUUUUACUUUGGGUAUACAUAGGAUAAGACUACAGGAAAAAAAUGUGUUUUAUGUUUAUUGCCAGCAUCUUUCUAUAAAUACUCUUAUAGAGAGAUGUUAACUAAUUAAAUGAGUCAGCACAGAAUUGGACUAGUUCAGUCUUGUAGAGUGUUUGCGAAGAGUGGAAGGCAAAGGAGCACAGGCCCAUUCUCCAGAUGCCACAGCCAAGAACAUGGAAGAUGGAAGGACUGGUGUGGAGAAUCUGAACGACUUCCAGGCGAUCAGGAGAACUUUGUGCUUAGAAUGUCCUCAACAAUGUUUACGGCACUCAAGUAUUUGCUAAGAAGCAUUCUAAAGAAACGCUGGUUCAUGGACAGAAUUUGCCACCAAAUUUAGAUGCUAGGUGAGGUGAGGUGUGUGUAUGUGUUUCUGUUUCUCAGGCUCACAGCCUCUGCAUCUUCCUCCAUCCAUGUUGUGAAGAAGUAUGUAAUGGCGAAUCAAUCCCAUACCAGUUAUGUUUUAAAGGGGCAUUUAUUUUGGGGGGUAAACUUACAUGCACAUA